Prosopis cineraria is the source of this 1994-nucleotide messenger RNA. Its product is annotated as protein VAPYRIN-like. The transcript has a single exon. The record is from RefSeq and is a predicted model, not a curated record. The coding region runs from base 202 to 1797 and encodes 531 amino acids. Gene Ontology annotation, molecular function: protein binding. Lineage: Eukaryota; Viridiplantae; Streptophyta; Magnoliopsida; Fabales; Fabaceae.
AACAAGUCACAUAGUUUUUUACACCACCACUUGGCACGCUCUUACGUACAGCCGGCACCUCUCGCUUCGUUAAAAAUUUUUCCGUCCAAGCAUUGUCCUUCUCAGUAUUCUCUUCCUACAACUUAACUUAGCCAUUUCAUGGCUUUUGCUUCCGAACCAUAAUCGAAGAGCUGACUCUGAAGCGCAGAAUUGAUCAGAGAUAUGGACAGACUCAUAAGAUUAGAUCCAUCAAACAUCGUUCCCGUCAGGGUCGAAGCGGGGCAGAAAUGCGUUGGCCAUAUCACGUUACGCAACGUGAUGUACACCAUGCCAGUGGCCUUCAGGCUUCAGCCACUGAUCAAGACUCGUUACACAGUGAAGCCUCAGUCUGGAAUUAUAUCUCCUUUGGCCACACUCACGGUGGAGAUCAUCUAUCACCUCCCACCAGGAGCUAGUCUCCCUCACUCGUAUCCUCAUUCCGAUGAUUCUUUCCUUCUGCACAGUGUGGUUGUUCCUGGUGCGGCAAUUAAAGAGCCAUCCUCUAUGUUUGAUUCUGUUCCGAGCGACUGGUUCACCACUAAGAAGAAGCAGGUCUUCAUAGACAGUGGCAUCAAGAUCAUGUUUGUGGGUUCGCCGAUCUUAGCUCAACUCGUUGCAGAUGGUUCCAUGGAUGACAUCAGAGAGGCGCUGGAACGAAGUAACCCGUCAUGGAAGGCUGAGAACUCAAUGGACUCGCAAGGUCAGACGUUGCUUCACUUGGCCAUUUCACGGAGCAGACCGGACCUUGUUCAAUUACUCCUCGAAUUCAAGCCCGAUAUCGAAGCUCCAAAUCGUGCUGGUUCAACCCCACUUGAGGCUGCAUCUUCCUCCGGAGAAUCCUUAAUUGUUGAGCUUCUAUUAGCCCACAAGGCCAACACAGAACGAUCAGAAUCAUCCGUUUGGGGGCCACUUCAUCACGCAGCUAAAGGAGGACACUUGGAGGUCCUAAGGCUUCUUUUACUGAAAGGGGCUAAAGUAGAUUCUCAAGCAAAAGAUGGUAGCACGGCCUUGCACCUCGCAGUUGAAGAACGAAGACGAGAUUGCGCUAGACUUCUGUUGGCUAACGGUGCCAGAACCGACGUUCGCAACACCAGAGAAGGCGACACGCCUUUGCACAUAGCCGCAUUCACGGGCGACGAGAACAUGGUGAAGCUAUUGCUGCAAAAGGGUGCGAAUAAGGAUGUGAGAAAUGGGUUGGGGAAAACCGCAUACGACGUCGCCGCCGAGAAUGGAUAUAACCGCCUCUUCGACGCGCUUAAAUUGGGAGACGAACUCUGCGUGGCGGCUAGAAAAGGGGAGGUGAGGACUAUACAGAGGCUGAUCGAGAACGGAGCGUCCAUUAAUGGAAGGGACCAGCACGGCUGGACCGCGCUUCACAGAGCCGCCUUCAAAGGGGGAACUGAUGCGGUUCGGGCUCUGCUAGAGAAAGGGGUGGAUGUGGAUGCUAAAGACGAGGAUGGGUACACGGCGUUGCAUUGCGCCGCGGAGUCGGGUCAUGCCGAUGUGACGGAGCUGCUGGUGAAGAAGGGAGGAGAUGUGGAAGCGAGGACCAAUAAGGGCGUGACCGCGUUGCAAAUAGCAGAGUCGCUGCACUAUGUGGGGAUCACGAGGAUACUCGUCAGCGGCGGGGCUAGUAGGGAGAACAACUGUCAGAUUCCAGCACCGCCGGCGAAUAUUCCGUUUGGGAAACAAAUGGACGGUGGGGAGAAGAAGAAGAUCAUCAGAAACAGAGGGCUUCGGGGUAGCUUCGAUCGCUCGGCGGCUCUAGCUGUGAUGUAGUGGCCAGUAUCAGUAUGGCUGGUUCUCUCUCACAUUUUUUGGAUUCCCCGUUUCGUGGUUGAUUUUGGAAUCAUAGCUUGUGGAUGGUAUUGUAGAUUCAUGAUACAUGUUCUUUCUACGCUGCUUACAAUACAUAAAAAGUUGUUUCAAGUUCAUUGACAAUGUUCACUGAGAUUCAAGAAGGCGAAUUGCAUGUA